This is a messenger RNA of Stegostoma tigrinum, 2941 nucleotides long. Its product is annotated as thioredoxin-like. The record is from RefSeq and is a predicted model, not a curated record. Bases 814 to 1392 code for a protein of 192 amino acids. The transcript has a single exon. Lineage: Eukaryota; Metazoa; Chordata; Chondrichthyes; Orectolobiformes; Stegostomatidae.
CGCCGCGGUAGCCCGGCCAAUGCACAUGCGCUGAAGACCAACGACUGGCGCCUUUGAAGUUUGGCAGUGCAAUGGGUAACCUGGUUACGUCACACAAAUCGCGAACUUGUGAAAGCUGCCCCAGUGACGGUGGAGCCUCUACUGGAUACUUCAAUUCGUCUCCAUCCUUUCACCCCUUGGUCGCUCAGUUCGAAGCGUCUCUCGGUCGCCCACCAACAAACUGUGGCCGAAAUAACAAGGUGUGGAGCUGGAUGAACACAGCAGACCAAACUGCAUUGUCGGAGCCGGAAAGGUGACGUUUCGGACCUAGACCCCAAACUGUGGCCGCCCGCUCGAAUGUGAAAGGACCGUCAGUCACAGACUCUUCAAUGUGAUUGGCUAGUUGGUUGUAGUUCUGGCCAAUCGCGACGUGGUAUUGUUUUCACCUAUGGGGAAGGUGAUUGGCUCUCAACUGAAUGGUGCCAAAUUUAAAUCCUGAGAAGGCGAACUGGCUGUCAAUUGGGGGUCUCGGCCCGAAACGUUAACUUUUGUGCUCCUGAGAUGCUGCUUGUCCUGCUGUGUUCAUCCAGCCUCACAUUUUAUUAUCUUGGAUUCUCCAGCAUCUGCAGUUCCCAUUAUCUCUGUCAAUUGUGGGGCUGAAUUGUCGGCUGAAUUCCGAUUGGCGGGCGGGCGACGCGACUCCGCCAGCUGUCCAAUCGUCAGGUCGUUUCUUCAAUGUGGGCGUGGCAUGCGUCCAACGUCAUAAUAAGUGGGCGUGACUAAGGGGCAGGGGCGAAAACGGCUGGGAGCACGUGCUGGAGAGGGGUGGAGCAAAUGGCGGGCGCGGGCAGCACGCUGGGGAAACCGAAGAAGGCGCAGGGGAAGAGCGCGCCGCCGGCUUCGGAGAAGGCCGGGGCCUCGCACCAGGCCAAGGGGGCCCACUCACCAUCCGAGGUGGGCACGUCGCGUGGCAAGGGCGGGCCACUGAAGGCCGAUCUAGCACCGUCGGAAAGAGGUAGGAUCGCCAAGGACUUGGCGAAAUCCUCCGAGAAAGGCACCCCGCCGUCGACGCCCGCCAAGGCAACGGGGGGCAUUCCCCUGAAAACCAUCAACAGCAAGACCCAGUUUGACAAGUAUAUCAAAGACGCUGGCGAACGCCUGGUGGUCAUCUUCUUCUCGGGCACCUGGUGUGAGACGUGCCAGGGCCUGAAGCCUGUCAUGAGGGAGAUCGCACAGGUCAACAACCUGGUGCACUUCUACGAAGUGAACGUCGACGACUCGGAGGACACGGCCGAAGCCUGCGACAUCAUCCACAUUCCGACCUUCCAGUUCUACAAAUUGGGCAAGAAGGUGGCCGAAGUCCUGGAUGACAGCCGAGAAUCUGUGGAGGAAAAGAUCAUGGAAUUGAAGUAGACUUGUCCCGUUAAGUAAUAAAAGCAAAACAAUCCGGAAGGAAUGCAAACCUUUUCGAGCCAAACUGCCUUCAAGUCUAAUGUCCAAACGUUUUCUUACCUGGUCUCUUCCCUGUCUUGAAAAGCAGCCUUGCUUGUUGUGAUAGAUGACCCCCUCCUCCCAGUUCGAAGCUAAAGUGGAAGAGCCUAGUUGAACAUUGAUACGUUCUGUCCUUAUCUGCCCUCUUUCUGCUUUUAUCCUUUGAAAAUGAUCUGAAAAUAAAUAUGAAGACAGCCCUAUCCCAACAUUCCAAGUGCAAACUCCCCCUUUUAAAAAUGCUGGUGCUCUGGUCUAAAUAGGGGGGAAACCUAUUAUUCUUGAGAGAGGACUCAAUAACAAUAUCCUGCUCUUGAGAAUGUGCAGGGUAUUGGAUUUUCCAACAGGUUGGUGCUAAUAAAGUGUUUGCUGUAUUUCUUGACUAUACUUAUAUAUUUCUACAGACUAUUUCUCAACCUGCAGUGUGAGAAGAUCCAAAUCUCUUUGUUUUCAAGAGCAGCAGAUUUUUCAUUUCAAAAAUGUUAAAUCUGCUUGUUGCCUCACAAGUGGAAGUAGGAUAGGGCCAUACAACCCCUAAAGCCAUCUGUGCAAUUCAUUAAGAUCACACAGUUAAUCUCCUACCUCACUUUCUUGCUGCUUCCCAAUAAGCUUUGGUUCCCAGUUGAAUAGCUGCAGUUCUUGAAGAUAGCAGAUACCAAAGGUACACAACCCUCUUUGGGAAGAAAUUUAUCCUCACCUCAGUCCAAGUUGGCUGAACUAUUAUUCCUGAAACGUUGCCCCUGAUUCUAGAUUCUUAAACCAUUCAGCAUCCAAUGCAAGCCCUCUUGGAAUUUUUCACAUGGUUUUUGAUUUUCCAUGUGUCACUGUGGCAAUGCUGUUUAUUUGGAUUGGACAGCCAAAAACAGAUGCUGUCUACAUUGCCAUGUAUUAUCAGCAGCUAACCCUAAACAAACAUGCACUGCAUUUGUGAAUUUAUUGCCAGCUGUUAUACCUCUCAAUAAGAAAACUGUUGAAUGGCAGAGGGUGGAACUGAGAGAUGACAGCACACCCCCCCGGCCACUAACAUUUUUUAUUCAAUUCCAGAAAAUAAAUAUUUACUGUGCUGUUCACCAACCAGAGGUAGCUAAGUCAAUUUGUUCUCAUCACAUAUUACUGUUAUUUAAAUAGUUAAAUCUCUACCUGCCUUAACAGGAUCUCUUGAGUUGUACUGCUCUUUGUUUUAUGAUGUAGGUUUUUAUUGUCAGGAUCAAAAUAAAGAUUCAUUUUCAACAUUUUUUUCAGCAACAAGAAUAGGUGGUGGGAAAAAUGUCUGUUUAAAUCAGUCUCUUUUCAUUUAAAGAAUUUGAAUCAGAACUUCUCACUAAACCUGAACAGUACUUUCAGAAUUUGGCUGUCUGUAUUUUACUUAUUGAUUGCUUGGCAUUGUCAUUCAAACACACAUGAUUUAAACAAUAGCUCCUACAGUGAUCAUUUGUAUAGCAUUUGAUGUGAAAAAUAUUCUGCUUUCUGACUA